AAUAAAUAAAUUUAGUGAACUUCAUCUUAUAUAGAUUCAUCACUUGGGAGAUAAGUAUUUAAAGAAAGAAUUUAAAAAAUAAAUUAAUUAAUUAAAUGAUGUUUAUUAAAAUUAAAUUAGAACCUCAGAAUUUAAAGGCUCUUUCCGCACUUAAGAAUAUUUCGUAUUUUUCUAUUGAUGAUGAUGCAACCAUUAGUGAUUUAAAAAUGAAAAUUGAGGAAUUUGUUGAUGUUCCAGCCGAACAUCAAGAAUUGCGUACGUUGACAAAAGUUUUCCAAAAUAAUUGGAAUGUAAAGGAUGUGUGCGAUGUACGGGGAUCGGCGAUAAUGCUAUAUGCCUAUGAUGAAUACUAUGAGUAUGAGGAUCCUCAAUUUGUAUGUUUCCUACAAGUUUAUACUAAUGAAUUGGCUGCUCAGCAGCAGGAACUUGAACAGCGUUCUAAAGUGGUGACACCUUCAAGUUCCACAUCAUCCAUUACACUGAUUGCCGAUUCGGAUACAGAGCAAGAUUCUGAGGGAACGAAUAGUGAAACGGAUUCAUGUAAAUUGAGUGAUUCAGAUAGUGAAGGCAGUAGUAGUACGGAUUCAUCUUGCGGCAAAAAACGCAGUAAACAUGAAAGGAAAAAUAUUGUUAUACAAAAUAAAAAAUUAAAGGUUACAGUCCCUUCUUCGGAAACUGUAUGCCAAUUUUUAGAUGAAUUUCCAAAAAGUACAACCAAAGAAAUUGCUGCACUAGCACCUAAUAAACCUUUAAAGGAAACUUCUACAGAGUCUUCGAAUAAGGAGAAUUUUUCAAAAUAUUCAACUUUGGAUAUUGCAAUGCCAACUUCUGGUCAAACAUUAAAGCCAACAUCCAUUGAUCCCUCGAAGGAAAUCCUUUCGGCAGAAAAUAACAAAAUCGACUCUAAGUUCGAAAAUAAGGAAUAUAAAGAUAAACCUCAAGAUACUACCGCUAAUAACAACCAAUUAUUAAUAGAAACCAAUUCUUCUAAUUUAAACAAAAUCCAAUCGAAUAUAAUUACAACCACAAACAACAAUUCCCAUAAGAACACUAUACAUCCUUGUUAUUCCAUUAGUCCUGAAAUAAGAGAUUACUUGGCCAUAAUAUCUUCCAGCGAUAUGAAUACCGUUAUCAGUAGUAUUGAGUGUGAAGAGGUGUUGGUUUGGUUUUUUGAUCGAUUUCGUGCAUGUGAUUCAUCAAGUCAACUACAGUUUGAUAACAAAACAGCCAUAUCACUAUUUGAGGGCAAGCUAUGGAUAGCCUGCAUGAAUAGCGCUACUUAUCAAUGGAUAUGUGCAAAUAUAACAAAAUAUUCCCAAAAAUCUUAUAAGAUUUUAACUUUAAAAGAUUCUAAACAUUUGUGUGAGGUGGUGGUGCCAGUGGUCUCGAAUAGUAAAAAUGUUUUGGAUAUUUUUGAUUUGUUGGAAAAACAAAAUAAGAAUAUCUCAACUUUAAAAUGGUCGCUACAAAGUCGUCGGAUCUUAUUAGAUUCGGAUAAAGAUUUUAAAGAAAAGUCCAUAUCAACAUUUUGUACCAAUGAAAUAUUUCUCAUUUUUAUGGAUACGCAAAGUAAAGAAUGUUUAGAAAAAUUAGGUUUUAAAUUAAAAUACUGUUUCUGGCAAAUAGUAUUUAAAUUUAGCUAAAUAUUUAAUAUAUUUGUGUAUAAAAAUAAACAAUAAAUGAAAAAUCUUAAAAUUUGUUACACAUUUAGUAUG
Molecule: messenger RNA, 1715 nt
Organism: Lucilia sericata (common green bottle fly)
Lineage: Eukaryota; Metazoa; Arthropoda; Insecta; Diptera; Calliphoridae
Exons: 3
Coding region: 96-1643 (515 amino acids)
Source: RefSeq, a predicted model, not a curated record